Molecule: messenger RNA, 633 nt
Organism: Linderina pennispora
Lineage: Eukaryota; Fungi; Kickxellomycota; Kickxellomycetes; Kickxellales; Kickxellaceae
Exons: 1
Coding region: 1-633 (210 amino acids)
Source: RefSeq, a predicted model, not a curated record
AUGACGCGGUACUAUCCCAGUGAUCCAGAGAAGUGGUCUAGCCUUCAGGAGCGAAAUGGCCUCAAUUUCAAUCCCAACCCACCAGCUGUCUACUUUAUCUGCGAAGAGUCCAGGGAUACCUUGAUCGAGGAUCUGCCUAAUUCCAACACGGCUUUGGUUCGAUAUAGCACGAAGGACGUUGCAAAGUUUGCAGAGAUAACAAGGGCCGCAGAUGGGUGCUGCAGCCACUUCUUUGUCGUGUAUGAGGAUGGUGUUGAGCAGAGUUUCGAUGUCAAUAAUCCAGAGAACAGCUACACGUUCUCCAGGUCCCCCAAAUUCAAAUUUUUAUCAGCAGUGCGUAGGGACGCCAGCGCUAUUAAACAGUUCAAGGAGAAGGGCAGGAUGUUUGAGGAGCGCCUGUCGAACAGAGAAUUUAGGUUGAAGGAUGGAGGGAGAAUCGAGGUUCGCGACGGCAAAGUAUUCUCCUUGGUAGUCUUAUGCGAGGAAGAAGACGAGUGUUUUUAUGAAAAGGAACUCAUGAUCGUUCCUGAAUAUAACCAUGCUUUGUUCAUUUGUGAGACUAUCGAUGACGUUCUCUAUCUGAAGAAUAGCCGCCUUGAUCGUAUGCUACGAAUUCGAAUUGUCAAGGCAUGA